CAACACAACUGGGCGUAUGUUAUGCGCUUCGAUUGAGUGAUUUUUCAAGCAAGAUACAUUUGUUCUUUUUAUUCUCUCCCAAAGUUUACAGAGUCGGCGCCGCGAAUGAAGUUUCACGGAAAGCGAAAGGAGGAAUAAAAGUUGGCAGAAGUUGGUCUUGUUUCCUAGUUGAGAUGGCAUCGAGUUGGUGGAAGGCUCCGUUGUUACUGCUGGGCAGUGUCUUCCUACUUCAGGGCAUCAUCACUUCUGAUGUUGUUCCCAAGCCUGGAGAUAUUGUGGUGAUGAGCGUUACCAACAAUUCCAUCUCACUGAGUUGGGGCUGGCCUGCAGACGUGAACAACUCGGAAUACAAUUUCAAUGUUACUUACAUUUCUGCAAAUGAAACACAUUUCCGGACAGAAAGCAAAAACUCCACAACGUUAACCAACCUAUUGCCUGGAACCAAUUACAGAGUCAUGAUAGUGACUGUUAAAGUUAAUGAUACAAGAAGUGAUCCUGUGGUUAAAAAUAUCUUUACAAAACCAAACCCUGUGAACAAUGUAAUCGUUCUGAAUCGCACCACUACUUCAGUUACUCUGAGCUGGGACCAACCAUUCGACCACAAGCCGGAGUAUACCUAUAAGGUGGCAGUGAACGGAAAUCUCUCAACAAAUGUGACUGAGAAUGAAUUCAUCACUGUGACUCAACUGAAUCCAGGAACAAGAUACAUUUUUAGGGUGUUCACGCUGACGGCAGAUAACACGUCAGCAGAUCCCGUCACUGUCUCUUCGACUACAGUUCCUUCCAAGCCAGGAGCCAUUAAUGUGACAGCCUUAAGCAACAGUUCCAUCUCCCUCAGCUUAGGAAGACCCGUGGACAUGGAGGUCAACCAGUACAAUUUCAGCAUCACAUACAGGGCUGCCAACCGUUCCGAUGGUUCCUUGAUUGAAAGUUCGAAUUCCACCACAAUCCAAGGUCUGCAAUCUGGAACCAAUUACACCAUAGUUGUGACUACUAUUGUUCACGGUGGAGUGAAGAGUGAAGCUGUGGUUCGAAGUCAGUUUACACAACCAAACCCUGUGAACAAUGUAAUAGUUCUGAAUCACACCACUACUUCAGUUACUCUGAGCUGGGACCAACCAUUCGACCACAAGCUGGACUAUACCUAUAAGGUGGCAGUGAAUGGAAAUCUCUCAACAAAUGUAACUGAGAAUGAAUUUAUUACUGUGACUCAACUCAAUCCAGGAACAAGAUACACUUUUAGUGUGUUCACACUGACGGCAGAUAACACGUCAUCAGAUCCCGUCACUGUCUCUUGGACAACAGUUCCUUCCAAGCCAGGAGCCAUUAAUGUGACGGCCUUAAGCAACAGUUCCAUCUACCUCAGCUUAGGAAGACCUGUGGACAUGGAGGUCAACCAGUACAAUUUCAGCAUCACAUACAGUGCUGCCAACCGUUCGGAUGUUUCCUUGAUUGAAAGUUCGAUUUCCACCACAAUCCAAGGUCUGCAAUCUGGAACCAAUUACACCAUAGUUGUGACUACUAUUGUUCACGGUGGAGUGAAGAGUGAAGCUGUGGUUCGAAGUCAGUUUACACAACCAAACCCUGUGAACAAUGUAACCAUUUUGAAUCACACCACUACUUCAGUUACCCUGAGCUGGGACCAACCAUUCGACCACAAGCCGGAGUAUACCUAUCAGGUGACAGUGAACGGAAAUCUCUCAACAAUUGUGACUGUUAAUGAAUUAAUUACUGUGACUCAACUGAAUCCAGGAACAAGAUACAUAUUUAGUGUAGUCACAAUGACGGCAGAUAAUACGUCAGCAGAUCCCGUCACUGCCUAUUCCACUACAGUUCCUUCCAAGCCAGGAAACAUUACUGUGAUGGCCUUGAGCAACAGUUCCAUCUCCCUCAGCUUAGGAAGACCUGUGGACAUGGAGGUCACUCAGUACAAUUUCAGCAUCACCUACAGGACUGCAAGCAGUUCUGACGUCUCCUUGAAUGAAAGUUCAGAUUCCAUCAGCAUCCGAAAUCUUCAAUCUGGAACCAAUUACACCAUCUCUGUGACUACUAUUGUUCAUGGUGGAGUGAAGAGUGAAGCUGUGGUUCUAAAUCACUUUACACAACCUAAUGAAGUGCAGAAUGUGAAUGUGAUGACUGUCGGCACCAACUUCAUAAUCCUCAACUGGACCAAACCAAUGGAUUAUAAAGAAGGGUAUCAGUACAUGAUACUGACUGAGGGAAACCCAGCCCCUACCGACAACAAUGAAAAUAUUACUGUAGAAGUUGAGAAUGCUACCAUAAAAGGACUGACCUCUGGAACCAACUACAGUUUUGCCAUUACUACACUGGUAGCAGAUGGAACUCGAUCAGAUUCAGUGAAAACUUUUAGCUACACAAAACCUGUACAGAUACCAGAAGCAAACAUCAGCGUGAGCAGCAGUGGGACAGUGGAUACAUUGUUUGUCUCCUGGACUCAACCACCUGGCAACGUGGAGAUGUUCUUUAUCAAGCUGCAAGAUGUGAGAAAUUUAGACAUGAAAGUCAAUAGUACAAUUUCCACAUCUGUAAAUUUCACUAAUCUUCGACCUGGCCGUGUGUACAAUGUCACAGUGAUUACACACAGCGGACCUUUCAAUGUAACCUCUGGCAAUGUGCAGGGUAUAACAGUUCCCAGUGUUCCUGGAACCAUCACUGUGACCAACGUCAGCAACAGUUCCAUCUCAUUAAACUGGGGUGCACCUAUGGAUAUGGAUAAUGGAAGUUAUUCCUUUGAAAUAACCUACAAUAAUGGUUCUGCAAAUAUGUCGAAAAGAGUAAAUACAAAUUCAAUAAUUUUGAACCUUACUUCUGGAACCAACUACACCAUUUCAGUGGCCACUGUUGGACCUGGAGAAUUGAUGAGUGACAUUGUAUCAACAUCUCAGUUCACCAAACCAAACGUGGUGAACAGACUUCAAUUUGUAAAUAUUGGCACUGACUCCAUAACUUUGAAUUGGUCACAACCAAUGGGAUAUAAAAAUGACUAUUCAUAUCUGGUAGUGACAAAAGAAAGCUCGAAACCUACCAUUAUCAUUCAGAAUGUAACUGUAGAAAAUGAAAGUGCUACUGUGACAGAUCUGACCCCUGGAAUCAACUACACAUUCACUGUUACCACACAUGUCGGCAAUGUCCUGGCUGAUUCCAUAGAAGAAUCCAGCUACACAAAACCUGUACAGAUACCAGAAGCAAACAUCAGCGUGAGCAGCAGUGGGACACUGGAUACAUUGUUUGUCUCCUGGACUCGACCACCUGGCAACGUGGAGAUGUUCUUUAUCAAGCUGCAAGAUGUGAAAAAUUUAGACAUGAAAGUCGAUAGUACAAUUUCCACAUCUGUAAAUUUCACUAAUCUUCGACCUGGCCGUGUGUACAAUGUCACAGUGAUUACACACAGCGGACCUUUCAAUGUAACCUCUGACAAUGUGCAGGGUAUAACAGGUCCAAGCCCUCCUGGUGCUAUCAAGGUGUUGAACUUCAAUACCAGUUCCAUCUCAUUAAACUGGGGAGCACCUGCUGAUAUGGAUGAUGGAAGUUACUCCUUCAACAUAACCUACAGUGAUGGUUCUACUUUAGAGUCUAUUGUGAAACAGUUAAACUUCACCACAAUUUCAAACCUUAUUUCUGGGACUGAAUACACGAUCUCUGUGGCCACCAUUGGACCUGGACACCUGGCGAGUCGCAUUGAGAUGACCAAGCGCUUUACCCAGCCAAACCCCAUUCAGAACCUACAAAUAUUGGACUUCAACACAGACAGCAUUUCCCUACAUUGGGCAAGACCAGGGGAAUAUAAAGAGGAAUAUAGGUAUAGAGUGGUGACAAAAAGAAGCCCACCAUUUACAGAUGGUAAUGGAAAUAAAACCACAGCAAAUGAAACUGUGACUGUGGAUGGACUGACAUCAGGAACAAACUACACCUUUUCUGUUAUCACACUGGCGAAGGAUGGUACUCCAGCAGAACCAACUGUUAUAGCCAACUACACAGAACCGAUGAAAAUACCAUCAGGGAACAUCUCUCUGAGCAAUGAGAACACAACUAAUUCUUUAAGAGUUACCUGGGUCCGUCCAUCAGGAGGAGUUGAGAAUUUCAGUGUUGAGAUAAAAGAUUCUCGAAACCCAAAAGAAUAUGGCAACAAGAGCAUUGUGCAACCUUCAGUAACUGAAACAGUAUUCAGCAGGCUACGGCCUGGAAGGACAUACACUGUAACUGUGGUAACAAUUAGUGGUCCCCAUCACAUACCCUCAGAUGAUGUAAAUGAAACCACCUUUCCUACACCACCCGGAAACAUUGUGGUGACCAAUGUCACUAAUUCAUCACUUCAUUUUAGCUGGGGGACACCAGAAGACAUGAGUAUUAAUGAAUACACUUUUAUUGUCAGCUACCAAAUAGCUCAGGCAUCAAAUAGUAAAGAGGUUUCUGCAGAAGAUAAUAAAUCUACUCUUCAUAAUCUUAUCUCUGGAACCAACUACACCAUAACUGUUUUUACCACUAUUGUGGAGCAGUUGAACAGCAGCUUUGUGACAAAAUCCGUCUUCACAAAACCAAAUCCUGUCAACAAUUUUCGUGUUAUGGCAACAACCAGCUCCUCAAUAAAUCUAACCUGGGAUGACCCACAUGACUCACAGCCUGAGUACAGGUACAGACUGCAAACGGCUGGAAAUACAACUUCCAAUAAAACGGUCAGUAGUAAAAACGUACAUGUUGACCACUUGAAUUCAGGAGAUCACUACACAUUCACUAUCUUCACCCAGGCAGCAGAUGGAACAGAAAGCAAUUCAAUCAGUUUGUCCAAGUGCACAAAUGCAGCUGCAAUUAGUUCUUCUUCUCUGAGCUGUGAAGGAGUGGAUCUCAAUGCUGUGCUCAUUUUGAGGUGGACAUGUCCAAGCGGACUUAACAGCGGCUUUAUUCUUAAAGCAACACAGAACUCAAUUAUUUGCAAAAACGAAACCAGUGCAACAUGUACGUCAAACCAAAUACAACAAUUUAAUCUGAGCAAUGUUGAAUUCUUCACGGACUAUGUUGUGAGCAUCACCACCUUGUCGUGUGGUUCCCCAAGUAUACCAACCAAUAUCAGCUGCAAGUCUGGAAUUACCAAUCCUCCACCACCUACUGGUAAUUUAGAAUUACCAAGUCUUGAAUUCACCCACAACACAGUGAAGUUCAAUAUCAAACAGGAAGCAUUUAAUUCCACCAGAGGUCCAAUUGUGGCAAUUGCUGUGAUUGUUACAAAAGAUCAAAGCGAAAGUGCUCCUAAUGGCAGAGCUCUUGAAACAGCAUAUAGCCAUGAUGUAUCUACGUAUGUGACACAAGUUAUAACAUUCCCAACUCCUUCCCAAAAUACCAAAGCAGCUGCUCUGGCAGAACCCAUCUCUGUCAACAUAGGAAAUAAUAGCCACAGUUUGGGAUAUUUUAAUCAGGAGUUAACUCCUUUGACCAGUUACCGAUUUAGUUUGGCUGGAUUUACAAAAUUACAAACUAAUGAAGAACAGAAAAUUGAUGCAAAUAAAUCCUUCUACUCAAUAUAUCUUUAUUCGCAGAAGAUUACAUUGAACCAAAAUCCAGGUGUCAUUGUUGGAGCUGUGGUUGGAACUAUCCUGGGUGUACUUGUCAUACUUGUCCCACUGCUACUGAUUUUAUUGUGGAAGAAACGGACAAAGUCGAACAACAAGCAUUUGACCCAACUUCCAAUCCCAAACCUCAGUGCUAUCAGUGUAGACUACUUUGAAGGCUAUUUCAGCAAGCAACAUGCUGACUCUGACUGUGGAUUUGCUGAAGAGUAUGAGGAACUCAAGACAGUUGGAAUAUUGCAGUCAACGCAAGUCUCCCAGCAACCUUUGAACAAGCCUAAGAAUCGUUACAAUAAUGUCUUGCCCUAUGAUAUCAGUCGAGUUAAACUCUCUCUCACUUCAGACCCAUCCAGUGAUUACAUCAAUGCUAAUUUCAUGCCGGGAUAUAACUCAAAGAAAGAGUUCAUUGCUGCACAAGGGCCAUUGAUGAAUACAAUGAGCGAUUUCUGGCGAAUGAUUUGGGAACAUCAUGUACCAGCUAUUGUCAUGCUUACCAAGUGUGUAGAGCAAGGGAGGGCCAAAUGUGAGCAGUACUGGCCAACUGAGCGUCCUCUCAUCUUUGAAGACAAAAUUGUUACCCUGACAUCAGAAGUAAUUAAUGAAGAUUGGACCAUCAGGGACUUCUCAUUGGUAAAGGAUAAAACUGGAGAGAAAUACAACGUACGGCAAUUCCACUUUACAGGUUGGCCUGACCAUGGUGUUCCGAGCACCACUGCGGUCCUCAUUGAGUUCAGGAACUUAGUGCGGCAUUACAUCAAUCAACAUCAAAUGCAUGGACCCACUGUAGUGCACUGCAGUGCUGGAGUUGGUCGGACAGGAACAUUCAUAUCCAUCGAUCAUAUGAUUCAGCAGAUAGACAACAACAGAAAGGUCGAUAUCUGGGGUAUAGUUUAUCAGCUCCGAAUGAACCGACCGCUGAUGGUGCAAACUGAGUCUCAGUAUGUUUUCCUGAACCAGUGCGCCAUGGAGUAUAUCAAAUCAAGCAAAAAGAAUGACGAAGACGCUAUCUAUGAAAAUACACCUGCCCUCAUCUAUGAGAACGUCUCUGCUAUCCGAACAGCCCAAGCAACCAAUGGUCACAUACUUUAAUGGAAAUGACGCUGGAGUCUCCCUUUUGAACUCAACUCCACCUUUUUCUAGUUUUAUUUUAUAAAUUAUAAAUGUACUUUAUAUUCAUUUAAUAAGGUAUGUCUAGAAGUUCCUUUUAAUGCUGACAUGCUGUUUUUUCAAAAUAAAUAUCUAUUCUGGAACAAAAGCUGGAGAGUGCUCAGGAACUGCAGGAAAUCUUUGGCAAUUGUUCCUGAACUUGAAAUGCCUUGAAAUCUUUGAGAAUCUGCAUAAUUCAUUACAAGUGGUUUGCUCAUUUGUGUUCAGUCUCUGGUUUCAUGCUAAAUGUGGCCUCUUCAAGGUAACACCAAAUGAUGUGUGAAAUGAAAUCAUCUAUUUCAAGAAUGUUUCCAAGGUAUCCAACCUUCCCAUUUUGCUGUGAGAUAUAUAAACUUGUUAGAUUAGCUAAACAUCAAUAUUUGAGGCAUAACUACUCCUGAAUUCAUAUUAAUAAAGAAAUGCCAACCCUUGUAAAUAUUGCCAGAACCUGGCACAAACUGUGAGUUGUUUCCAGAAAUGAAAGUGCUUCCAUCAAACCUGAUAAAACAUUGAAGAUAUUAUGUAGGGUAGUUGCUUUCUUCAAAUUCAUACGACAGGUUAAAUAAGAGGCAUUUUGUAUAAAGUGGUGGAAAAGUAGCUGGAUCAAUCAGCAAGCCCAACGUGGCAUAAUUGUUUAUUCUGCUGUUUUUAGGUUCCACAUAGAGAUAAUAAUCAGCCUGUACUGCAGUGCUGAAAUUAACAUGCAUUCAGUCUCCAGAAUAUUAACCAAAACCAGAUACUUCUCACACAGUGUCAAUAAGGUAUGUCCUUUCAAACCAGGUUCUACUCAUAGAUGUCUGAGCCUUGCACUAAAACAGCCAAAACAGCGAUAAAAGAUGGCUUAAAGAGCAGAGAAUCGAUCCUCCAUGUGAGUGUAUCUACUAAGCUGAAUGACAUUGCAUAUCAAGUUGUUUCUGGAAUUAAGUGUGUAUUAGACAAUGCAUAAAAACAAAGUUAAUUUUUGUAAUAUUGUCAUUGUGAUAAACAUUGAUACACAUUCUAAUCUAGCAGAGCUCUUUUAAAAGAUCUCCCUUGAUUUGGUCGAUCUUAGUAAAUGCAGAGGCGUGGCUCUAUCUCUGAGUCAUGCUGAGGAAGCAAAGGGAAGUCUCUCUGAGUGGUGGGAAUUUGUCACUGUGAGAUAGAUACUGAUUCAAUAUCUAUUCCAUACUCAGUUAUUUUAAAGGAUGUAAUGUUUAAAUUUUAUUUAAUCUUAAAUAUGUAGUAAAAAACUGAUUGAACCUUUCCUGGUAUAAGUGGAUUGUAUAUCUUUAUGCUGAGUGUUUGUAGCCUGACUUAGAAGCUUAUGUCUUGAUACUUUAAAUUUAAACAUAAUAUCUUUGCCGGACUUACUCCUGCAUAAGCAGGAGUGAAUAAGGAAUAUGUCAAUAUACUACAGCCAAGUAUUUUCCACUGAACUUGUAUGGAAUCCAAGAACAUCAUUACAACUGGUGUAUUCAUUUUAAGUUAAUCUUCUUAUCAGAAACUGCAUUAAUUUGAGCAAGAUGUGUAAUUUGGGGUUUUAUAGGAUCAUCAUAUCUCUGGAAAAUACUGCAUAGAGAUCAACUUUAUCUGUAACCAUGCUCACCGGGACUGCCUUUGGUCAGUAGCAUUCUGACAUGGAAUCCAUGUUCACCAAAAACAGCACAUCAUGGAUUGUAAGGGAGUCCAAAUUACUCUUGCCUGUCAAACAGAUUUUCAGUUACUGAAUAAUUUCUUGUAUCUCACUGGUAGUGUCACUGACAAAGCUCAUCAUAUCUGGUAAUUAUGAGUUGUUUGACUUUUCUUUUGGGAGGGCAGAAUAAUUGAGAAACCGAAGGUCAAACAGGAAAGUUUGACAUUAAGUAAAGGAGGACAGAGCAGCAACACUGCACCAAGCUCAAAUACAAGAAAUGCAAAAUCAAUGUUUGUAUCUAGAUCUUGAAACAAAUUAGUGGUGAAGCACUUGUACAUUAGGUGAUGAGGGAAGGUAACGAUUAUAUUACUAUAUAAUUUGGAACUGAUAUAAUUUCCAUUAAAAUUGUUAAAAGCAUAUACACUUAGAAAGUGAAUGUUUAAUAUUUGAUUAAAACUGAGAAGGCAUGAGCUAUUAAUGGGCAUGGUCAUUAUUUUUAGAUUAUACAGUAUUUAAAGGGGAAUAUUAUGUGAUGGGACAGGAAGUGAGGCCCAGGUACAUCUGGCCUAAGGUAUAAGAGCUGUUUACUCUCAGGGACUCCAAGGCACUCUCUCCAUGUGAAAAUUGGCCCAAAUCCAAUGCAGGGAUCUAGUAAUGAUGGCCAAAAGAAGUCCUUCUGAAGAUUUUUUUAGCUAGAUAUAUCCAACUGUAAUUUGACAAUAUAUUAUCAUUCCUUCCUGUGGACUACCUUGACAUGGAGCACUGCAACUUAUUGAUUUUUAUAAUAAGCACUUUGGUUGGUGAAUGUUUUAGUGUGUGCAUGCUACUAAUUUAAAUCAGUCACCACUUUGUAAUGCAUGGUACAUGUAUCCAUGGCAUGCUUCACAUUGUUGAUUUUAUGCACCCAUGUGUCAUGCAAGUUUUAUGUUCUUGUCCACCCAGCUAUCCCCUUCCCACUUGAACAUUUUGUAAUGCAAGCUCUGUCUGAAAGUACCAUUUUUUUCAGCAUGCAUCUUCUGAAUCGAUGAAUGGAAAUUGUCACUUUUCAUAAGAAUAUUUCUUCAGCACCUAACUCCUGCAUCUGUGGGCACUAAUGUCAGCAUCUAACUUGUGCUACUGUGCAAGAACUAUUGAGCACAGUGUCAGAGCUCAAAGUUGUUACUUUGGUCACAGGAGAAAUAUAAUGACUCCUGUAUUGUGACAUUUUGACUUAUUCCAAAUUCAUCUCCUGAAGAAAGUUACCAGACACUUUCAAUGUUUGGAUACCUCGUUCAAAUAGCCAUUCUAUCAGAGUCUAGGUAGAGUUCAUCCUUGCAGAGUUUAAGAGUUGAAUUAUAUUCAUCUCUCAUGUUCACGUGAGCUUUUCUUGAAAGAAGUCACUGGAGCAGCCCCACAUGCCUCAUCCCUGAUCUCCACCCCAACCUACCAGCCCAGCUGUGAUGAGAUCGGAACUGUUUUCUGGCUGAAAUCUGUGAACACAUGUCAGACUAUGUCCUUCCAAUUAUGUUUGACUGUGCUGGCCUAAAUGAUGCACAGUGGUCUCUCAGUAAAUUUCACAUAGUUUUACAGUUCUGGACCUGUAGCCUUCAAGCUACCAUGGACUUGAUUCCUGCCCUCUUUUGCCAUUUAUCUUCAGUUCAUUGUUUUCAGUCCUCCUCUGAGCCUUGGAGGGUUAAGGACAUGGCAGAUUCCUCUGUCUUAAGGCAUGAGGAAUGGUAAAUACAUCCAAGGUACCCAUUCACUCCACAGUGCAGACCUUCUGUCAGAGCAUUGUCAUUUGGGGAGGGUGGAAUUAAGAUGCACUACGCUUAACGAGCCUUUUGUCAGGGAGUAACAGAGGGAAAUGAAAACUUUUCUGAGUCCUUGCAUUUUGUUUCCAUCUUCAUUACAAAUCAGCAGAACAAUAGCCCCCUUAGGAUUUUAAUUGCAUUUUUAAAUGUAGAAAAAUCUGUCCAUCCUUUAGCACAAACAAUUCAUGUCAUUCCACACCAAAUAAACAAGGGUAGAAGUGAAAGGGGUAUAAGAACAAAGCACAGUGUUAAACUGUGAGCACCAGCACUGUGGUGGAAGUAAACAAGCAAGAAACUAUGCGCAAUAGCACUUUCUAUCAAUGGUUUUACUAGAAGGAUUAAUUUUAAACUAGAUAUGUGUAUGUAUAUAAGGAUGUAUAUCAGAUAAUAUGUAGCACUGUAUUGUUGAAUUGCACUGGAUGCACCUGUGGGAGAAAUCAAUUUAUUCUGUCUGUUCACCUACUCACUGAGAGAUGUAAUUUUAUCAGAUGUAGAGUAAUAUUUUUCAUUGUGAUUACCUGAUACCACCAACCAUUGGAUUUGGAGGUGUAUGUCAUUUUGAUUUUGCUAUGUUACAAUGAUGUAUAAAUCUUGUUUUCUAAGUAACAUAUAAUGAAAAAUUUUGCUAUUAAAAUGAUCUUUUUAU
Pristis pectinata (smalltooth sawfish) is the source of this 10776-nucleotide messenger RNA. It is a transcript of the gene ptprja, whose product is annotated as protein tyrosine phosphatase receptor type Ja. Bases 174 to 6671 code for a protein of 2165 amino acids. Gene Ontology annotation, molecular function: protein tyrosine phosphatase activity; protein binding. Gene Ontology annotation, biological process: protein dephosphorylation. Lineage: Eukaryota; Metazoa; Chordata; Chondrichthyes; Rhinopristiformes; Pristidae. The record is from RefSeq and is a predicted model, not a curated record. The transcript has 33 exons.